Cottoperca gobio is the source of this 3510-nucleotide messenger RNA. RefSeq names its product protein phosphatase, Mg2+/Mn2+ dependent 1Kb (gene ppm1kb). Gene Ontology annotation, molecular function: protein serine/threonine phosphatase activity; cation binding. The record is from RefSeq and is a predicted model, not a curated record. Gene Ontology annotation, biological process: protein dephosphorylation. The coding region runs from base 193 to 1341 and encodes 382 amino acids. NCBI's taxonomy places the organism in Eukaryota, Metazoa, Chordata, Actinopteri, Perciformes, Bovichtidae. The transcript has 7 exons.
GGCACAUCAGAGGCCGUGUUUGAUAACAUUGACGAUCCAAAACACUGAGGACGGCGCUUUUGAUUCAGUUAAUAGCGAGUUAUUAUAAAGCAACCAGCAGAGGACUAAAGCGUAUUAAUACAUUUAAAACACAAAAGCAGAUCCCUCUACUUCUGCAUCCAGUGCUUCUCCAGUGUUUGUGCUGUCAGGGUGAUGUCAGCAACCUGUCUUGUACGCCUGGCAAGGUGCAGUGGUCGUUACGUGGGACGUAGUGGUCUUUUACAGAGGGGCUUACUCCCACUCCCAUUCCACCAGGACAGCCACCUACAGUUCACAAUCUCCAAGAGACAGCUUUACAUCCCUUCAGGAAAACGGCACAGCAACACUCGCUUUGAUGCAGACAGCAGUGGCUGCCCCACUACUUGGGAUUCAUUUGGCAUCUGGGACGAUCGUAUAGAUGAGCCCAUUCAGCUGCCUUCCAGCAUUCGCUACGGCAAGCCCAUACCCAAAGUCAGCUUAUCGAGGGUAGGCUGUGCCUCGCUCAUCGGUCAACGCAAGGAUAAUGAAGACCGUUUCCAGGUCUCCCAAAUGACUGACAGCAUCCUCUACUUCGCUGUGUUUGAUGGGCACGGCGGGCCAGAAGCAGCAGACUUUUGUGAAAAAUACAUGGAGAAAUUCAUCAAGAAGCUUGUGGCAGAAGAGUCCAAUCUGGAAGUAGUUUUAACGAAGGCCUUCCUUGAAAUAGACAAAGCUCUUCAAAGGCACUUUCACUUCUUGCCAACUGUACCCGGGAUGAAUGCGGGAACCACCUCCACCGUGGCCCUGCUGAGGGACGGCAUCGAGCUGGUGGUGGGCAGUGUGGGUGACAGCCGCGCCAUGCUGUGCCGCAAGGGCAAGGCCGUUAAACUCACUGUCGACCACACUCCCGAGAGGAAGGACGAGAAAGCGAGGAUAAAGAAAAGUGGGGGUUUUAUCACCUGGAACAGUCUGGGCCAGUCAAACGUCAACGGCAGGUUGGCCAUGACGCGCAGCAUCGGAGACUUUGACCUGAAGAACACGGGGGUCAUUGCUGAGCCUGAAACCAAGAGAACAUCGUUACACCAUGCCCACGACUCUUUCCUGGCGCUGACCACCGACGGCAUUAACUUCAUCAUGAACAGUCAGGAGAUCUGCAAUGUCAUCAACCAGUGCCACGACCCCAAGGAAGCAGCGCAGAGGAUAUCUGACCAGUCUCUUCAGUACGGCUCCGAGGACAACAGCACCAUUAUCGUGGUGCCCUUCGGAGCUUGGGGAAAGCACAAGAGCUCGGACCCGAGUUUCUCCUUCAGCAGAAGCGUCGUGUCCAGCGGUCGUUGGGCGUAGUCAGCAGGACGCCGGCUGAACAGGUUGGGGUCUGUGGACCUAAUUAAUGUGUGCAAUACAAUCCAACAACAGUGUCCUUGUGGAAACAUUAUACAAAAGUGUGGUUUGCCCAAAUAAUAAUUCAUAAGGGUAACAAUAUGUUAUUUAGAGUAGCAUGAUAUUUAUCAGCCUCCGUGAACUUCGAGGCAGUGAAUUCAUGAUGUGCACUAAAUGAAAAACAUCCUCUUUUAUAAAAGGUUUUUAUCUACUAGUAAGCCAAUGACCUUAGAGGUGCUAAAAGCUGAGACGCGUUUGAGUGGCAGACGGGAGUUCAUGAUGACAUCAGUAAGUAGCCUGCUCUCUAUCAGAUGAGUGUUCCUGUCUGCCAUUCAGAUACUUUGUUUUUUAGCAGUAACUCCCAAGUUUGCACUAUUUAUUUUCACGGAUAACUUAACGUGGAUAAGUUGCAAUUUUAAAGAAAGUUGUGCAUCAGGAUUUUACCAGUUUGAAGCCUCCAGUCCAAGAGUGGGACUACAAGCAUAGACAUACAUUCACUGAACAUCUUUUUAGGGAUGCACAAUAUGUUUAUUCGCACCUGAAGGUAAGAACGGCUGAGAUGUGGCGAGCAAAGAUGGAUGAUUUAAUAAUCCAAAGCUCUGAUAAAAUCUAAUUUAUCACUAUUUUUGACUGAACAAAAACAAAGCUCUCACUCUUCACAUAUUCCAGUUUUAUUUCUAGUAAAGUACAUUAAAAAUGUUUAGCUCUUAAGUUUGUCUGGUCUCCAGUUGCUGCGCUUCUUCUGCUCAUUUGGCGGCGGAUCGCAAACCAACUUUAAAGGAGCACACCGCCACAGAGUAUAUCAGUGUGUAGAUGCUGCACUUGCUCAGUCAAUGAAAGCAAUUCGGCUGAAAAUAUAUCAUUUAAUUAUCAGAAUAAUACAUAUUUCUAUAUAUAUAUUGUGCAUCCCUAUUUAAUUUGUUUUAAUUAGAUUUUAAUUAAUUGAGCCCUUUUAUGAUAAAAAACAAAAUCUACUUAAAUGUUUGAAGGAACGUCACGACUUCUGAGGCAACUGGAAUAUACGCAUCAUGACCAAAAUAAGUCCGUCAGGUCCUGAUAUCCAUUCUGGAGUUUCCUGUUUGUCUUUAGGGCAAGCAUCGCUCCUCCAAACUUAUCUCCAAUUGCACAAUCUUUAUGGUUUGGGAGAAAUGAACCCUGAAUGUUCUGUGAUCUCGUGUGUGACUGGAGUUGCUUAAUGCUAUUUAUAGGAACAGCAUUUCAGUGGCGGAUAUGAUAUUCAUGUUUCCUGCAAUGUCAACGUUGCUCAAGCGUGUAUAAGUGUUAAUAUCUGUAUUGAUUUGACGCAGGUAUUCUACGGGCACUAGCGAGUGUUCAGGGUACAGAAAUGUACAGUUUAUGUUUUGUAAAUAAUUCUAUUUAUGUACAUCUGGAAAACUGGUAGUCGUCAUUCACUCAAUAACUCGUCAUAUCAGAAUCGUUCACAAACGCAGCACCUUAGCUGAGGGGCUUGUUUUGUGUAAAGCUACAUCUUUUUGUUUUUGAUUGUAACUUGUUUACAAUCAGUACUUCCUCAUUUACACCUUUUAUGUUUCACUCAGAAAGAGCAAAGCACACGUAAUGCAACACUAAAGAAUAGUUCAGCUAAGAGCCAUGUUUGACAAUGUGAAUGUUUGCAUAAAUGCCCUCCAUGACUAGAGAUAUCGAUCAAACCCUGCCGGGUAUAGGAUUUAUUAGAAGUUGCCUUGGCUCGUGUGAGUGGAUAUGUUUCCAGCGCCAGGCAGAGAUCAACGGUACUGUUUUUGUUCAUUGUUGAUCUUUAGUUUUGUGCUUGUUAAAGCAGCACUUCAUAUUUAUCGUCAUUGUUCCUUCUGUGAGAUUUGCUAAUGUUGUGUAGCCAUCAGUUUGCCCUUAAACACCAACGAUAGAUGUUUUGUAAAUACAUUCACAUAGGACUUUUCUUUAUAAUUGACACGUCCUCCUUACAAACCUCAUCUGUUAAACGUAUCUAUCACAGUGUGUUCGGUUUUUAUUUACUGUAUUUUGUUUCACUGCCUUUCAAAUCCAAUCAUUGUAGCUGGGACCUAAAUGUGACUGUUUCAGAAACACUGUUAGUUCUGUAUCUUUGGUCUGAACGGCUUGUGACACUUCUGAAUAAAAACUAUACAUCAAAAA